Messenger RNA from Hipposideros armiger (great roundleaf bat), 3558 nucleotides. RefSeq names its product mucin 19, oligomeric (gene MUC19). The record is from RefSeq and is a predicted model, not a curated record. Bases 1 to 3558 code for a protein of 1185 amino acids. Gene Ontology annotation, molecular function: protein binding. The transcript has 30 exons. Lineage: Eukaryota; Metazoa; Chordata; Mammalia; Chiroptera; Hipposideridae.
AUGACCCGGUUUCCUGACUCUGGAAAUGGAGAAACAAAGGGUGAGACUCAAUUUAAUUUUGGAGAUUCUGGUUCAAAUCAGUUUGGUGACAAUGGCCGUAGUGGUACAGGCUUUGAUGGAAAUGGAUUAGGUGGUUCUGGAAGCCCCAGUUCCAGUGCUCUAAGAGGAAAAGAGUGGAUUUGGUCUUCUGGUUCUGAAAGUGGAGGAAGAAGGAAGGGGGUAGCUGGACUUGGUGAUAGUGCUUCUGGACCAAACCAAUUUGGUGAAACGAGCCGUAGUGGUACACAAAAAGGAUCCCAUAUUCCAGAAGCAACUCCAAAGUACUCAGAAACAAAUGCAAUUAUUGGUGAAGCUUCUACUUGGGGCAAAGGAGCAUAUAAAGCUUUCAACGGCCGCAUCUUUUCCUUUGAGUCUUCAUGCACGUACACUUUCUGCCGUCACUGUGUUGAAUCUGGAGGAGAUUUCAAUAUUGAGAUCAAACGAAACGAUGACAGUGAGAUUGAAAAAAUAAUGGUUAUAAUUGACAAUAAUUACAUCUCUAUUUUUGGUGAUACUGUUUUAGUUCAUGGAGAAAGUGUGCAGAUACCAUAUAACAAUAAGUUGAUUCACAUUAAAAAAUAUGGAGAACAUAAUGUCCUGAAUAGCCGUAGAGGAAUCUUAUCUUUAAUGUGGGACAAAAAUAACAAACUCUCACUCACCCUUCACAAGCAAUAUCCAACUUGUGGUCUCUGUGGUAAUUUCAACAACACUCCAGGAGAAGAUAUCAAUGAGCACAUUGCCAGUAGUAAAAUUCCUGAUGAUUGUCCCAGAGCUUUUAGUAAAAGCUAUGAAAUUUGUCAAGAUGGAGUACAGGUCUAUCAGUCAGGAGAAGUCCGAGAAGGUCCUUGUGGUUCUCAGUGCACAUGCCAAGAAGCAAAGUGGUCUUGCACUGAAGCAUUAUGCCCUGGAAGAUGUAAGGUCGAAGGAAGUUCAAUUACCACCUUUGAUGGUGAAAAAUAUAACCAUCCUGGGAACUGUUACUUUUUGGCCAUCCAUGUAAGACUCUGUGGUUCCUAUAACAACAGAGCAGAGGAUGAUUUCAUGUCAAGUCAGAAUAUAUUGGAGAAGACGUCUCAGACAUUUGCUGAUUCUUGGGAAAUGAUGUCUUGUCCUAAAGGAAAACCCUCCUCAUGCAUCAGUAUAGAAAAAGAAAGUUUUGCUGAAAGUCACUGUGGAAUUCUUCUUGAUGCAAGUGGGCCUUUUGCUUCCUGCCAUCCAAUUGUGAAUCCUAAACCAUAUCUUGAGGAAUGCAAAAAAUACACUUGUGCUUGUGAAAACAGUGAAGAUUGCCUGUGUACAAUUUUAGGCAACUAUGUGAAAGCAUGUGCUGAGAAGGAAACAUACAUACUGGGAUGGAGAGCGGGACGAUGUGAUCAGUCUUGUCCAAGUGGCCUAGUUUUCAAGUACAAUGUAAAAGCCUGCAAUAGUUCUUGCCGAUCAUUGUCAGAGAGAGAUAGGAGCUGUGACGUAGAAGAUGUUCCAGUAGAUGGAUGCACUUGCCCCGAUGACAUGUACCAGAACAAUGAAGGAAAUUGUGUUCCGAAAUCCGAGUGUGACUGCUACAUAAAUGAUGAGGUCAUGAGACCAGGCAACCUCAUUGAAAUCGAUGACAAUAAAUGUGUCUGUCAAGAUGGGGUUCUUCUUUGCCAGAUUCCCAUUGAUUUAACCCAACAGACUUGUCCUGGAGGGGCUGAAUACGUGGACUGCAGUGAUCCUAAGGCCCAGAGAAGAGUUGACAGUACAUGCAGCACUCGGAACAUGCCUAAUUUUGAUGGAAACUUGCCUUGCAAACGUGGGUGCUACUGUCCAGUAGGAAUGGUUCGAAACUCUAAAGGGAUCUGUGUCUUUCCCAAUGACUGCCCAUGCUCUUUUGGUGGACGAGAGUAUGAACAAGGAAGUGUCACCUCAGUUGGCUGCAACAAAUGUACUUGCUUAAAAGGAUCUUGGAGUUGUACACAAAAUGAAUGUCAAGCUACCUGCCACAUCUAUGGGGAAGGUCAUGUUCGAACUUUUGAUAGAAACAGCUACAGCUUUGAUGGUCUCUGCCAGUAUUCAUUUGUGGAGGAUUAUUGUGGUCGUGAAAAUGGCACAUUCCGUAUUUUAACUGAAAGUGUCCCAUGCUGUGAAGAUGGGCUCACAUGCUCAAGAAAAAUCAUAGUUGCUUUGCAGGAUCAGAAUGUUAUCUUGCAGGAUGGUAAAGUAACAGCAAUUAAAACUACAGAAAGUAAGGAAUGUGAACUCAAUGGAAAUGCAUAUUCUGUACAUACCGUUGGCCUGUACUUGAUUCUGAAAUUUUCAGUUGGAAUAACCGUAAUUUGGGACAAAAACACAAGGAUGUCUGUUAUAAUGGAUCCACGCUGGAAUGGCAAAGUCUGUGGUCUUUGUGGAAAUAGCAACGGCGAUCUCAAGGAUGAUUUCACAACAAGAUACUCAUCGGUCGCUGCCGGAGCACUGGAAUUUGGAAAUAGUUGGAAAACAAGCCAAGAAUGUUCAGACACAGUAACUCAGACGUACCCAUGUGACUCAAACCCAUACUGUAAGGCCUGGGCUGUGCGGAAAUGUGAGAUCAUCCGGGACAGUACCUUCAGAGACUGCCAUAACAAGGUGGACCCCAAUACUUACUAUGAUGCAUGUAUCGAGGAAGCCUGUGCAUGUGACAUGGAGGGGAAGUAUCUGGGCUUCUGCACAUCUGUGGCUAUGUACGCGGAGGCAUGCAGCGCAGUUGGGGUCUGUGUCACUUGGAGAAAACCUGAUCUCUGUCCCGUCUACUGUGAUUAUUAUAAUGCACCUGGAGAAUGCAGCUGGCAUUAUGAACCUUGUGGUACAGUGACUGCAAAAACAUGCAAAGAUCGAGUCAUUGGCCAGAAAUUUUCUGCACUUUUAGAAGGUUGUUAUGCUAAGUGCCCGGACAGUGCUCCUUAUCUGGAUGAGAACACCAUGAAAUGUGUCAGUUUAUCUGAGUGCAGCUGCUUCUAUAAUGAUGUCAUACCAGCAGGUGGAGUGAUCCAAGAUAACUGUGGAAGAACAUGCUAUUGCAUUGCAGGAGAGUUGGCGUGCAGUGUUACUACAACAGCUACCUCCAUAUUAAACACCGAAGCAGGCGUUACAAAGACUCCGUUUGUCAUCACCUCCACAGCUGGAAGUGUAGGCACGACAGGAGUAAUGGAUGCCACGUUCACCAGUCCAUGGCGCCUAUCAGGGGCAACGGGAGGAUCAGCGAGUACAACCCCAGGAGCUAAAGAUGGAAUCACAGGUGACACAAGCUUCCUAAACGCUGGAUCAAAUGCCCCUACUGCACUGCAACCUGUAAGUGAGAAACACAGCACACCCAGGGAGCCAAGCACAGGAGCAACAAGCCCAGGAAAAUCAGGGACUACUGGAUCCUUAGCUGGUAAAACGACUAGAACACCAAGCAGUGAAGUGACACCAUCUGAAGGAACAACUGGAGGGGAAAAUGCAGCCACCACUGGAGCUUUUGGUGAAAACACUUCUGAAGCAUCAGGUACUGAAAGGAUAUAA